This is a messenger RNA of Pelagomonas calceolata, 672 nucleotides long. NCBI's taxonomy places the organism in Eukaryota, Pelagophyceae, Pelagomonadales, Pelagomonadaceae. The record is from the annotation of a GenBank genome assembly.
CAGCGCCUCGACGGCCCGCAGGGCGCCGGCGCGCGACGCGUCGGCGCCGGCGUCGCUCGCGUCGGCGUCCGCGUCGUAGCUGACGAGCUCGGCGCCGCCGCAGCGGUCGUUCAGGGACGCGACCUGCCCGCAGAGACACGGCGCCGCGGUCGCCGCGACGUCCGCUACGGCCGCGAGGCACGACAGCGCGCCGGCCGCCACCGACACCAGGGUCGGCGCGAACCGGACCCACUCGAGCUCGAGCGCGCGGCAGAUGCGCGCCGCCACCGCCGGCGCGUCGAGCCCCGCGGCGUUGCGGCGCCGCUUCACGAUCUCGUACACCGCUCAGAACGCGACCUCGUGCGUCUGGAGCCGGCCGGCGUCGACCACCACGUACUUGACGGCCUCCUUCGUGCUCACGCAGGUCACGACCUCAAAGUCGGCCUGGUCCUGCGCGCGGCUCCGCGCCGCGCGCAGCGUCGAGAAGACGUCGCACGCGACGCCCCUCGUGCAAUCCGCGAGCGCCGCGUCGACGGCGCGCGCCGCGAGCGCCACGCGCGUCGCGUCGUCGUCGGAGCUCAGCGCCGCGUCGCAGUACCGCGCCGCGGCCGCGAGGACGCGCCGCUGCAAGGCGCGGUGCGCCGCGCCGUCGUCGCGUUCUAUGAGCAAAGACGCGCAGACGCCGCCCCCGAG